Molecule: messenger RNA, 2689 nt
Organism: Stylophora pistillata
Lineage: Eukaryota; Metazoa; Cnidaria; Anthozoa; Scleractinia; Pocilloporidae
Source: RefSeq, a predicted model, not a curated record
UAGAAACCUCGUGUAAAACAUACGACAUCACAUCAAAAACAAAGUUUUACCCUCUAAUCUUUUGCGUCGCGAAGACCUUCGAUGUUUUUAUAAUUUCGUUUUUACCAACAUUCAAUAUAAAUGUCUAUCCAUUAUUGUUCAAAUAAGGACAGGAUCUCGGAGGAGGAAAUCACUGUCAAUCUUCUGACUGAUUGUGCUUGGCCCCCAAAGUGAGUGGGGCUUGUAAUGAGGAAGAGUGCGGCAGGGGAGUAUAUCAAAGGCUGCUUUAGACCAGUCCGCGUUCUCUUACUGCUUCUUCUCGUCAUUACCCUUAUUGUUUUAUUCAAAGAGCUUUGGGAGCGAGACGAACCUGUAAAGAAGCCGCCGCCUCCACCAGCUCUUGACCUUGGCUGCUUGUUCACAGUACACACUCCACAGGACACCCAGGCGUGGCAGCUUAUAUCAUUCAUUAUCAGUCCAACGCCAAAGCAAAAAUGCCAUGUUGAUGCAUGGAAUACUAUCCGUGCCACAGGGCACGGUGCCUCUAAUUUUAGAAUACAAGCCUUUGGUUCUCAUGAAAUGGUUACAGGAAAAGUUCAUCACAUUGCAAAUGAUACUUACAACGCUACUCUGCGGUUAACUUUUGCGGACGAAUAUAUAAUCCUGGUCAUUUUGACCUAUGUAAAUAACGACAGUCUUGAGUAUCGAUAUCACGCGAAAGCUGUUUUACAGCAUGUGCUGAACAGUCCUUUUGAUCUGUCUGUUACCCAGGCUCCACCUCCUAGAGACCACACUCGUUACUGCACUCAGGAGGAAAGCGGAACUUCCCAAGGAAGGUGGGUGGAAUGCGGAAGUAUCCCAGGGAUCGAGAGAUGCGGUCAGUGGCAGCUUGACCCCGCUUACGACUUCGAUCAAAUUCACGGUUUUCAUUGGCUGCCAUAUUUCUGCCAGUUGCAUCACUACAGCAGCGAUGAGAUCAAAAAAUGUUUUGCAAAGCAAGGUUGGUCCGAGGUCGUUUUCACCGGCGACUCGCACAUGCGUUAUAGGACAUAUCACUGGGUGACACGACUGCACGGCUCCUGUCACGGUUGUAUUAAAACACACGUAAAAAUGGUGUUUGACAAGAUUCCACGUAUUGAGUGGGUAUUUGACGCGCGUGGAACGCGAUGGCCGCUAACGUUUCUAAACAUCUCAAUGCCCCACGAAGUUUACGUUCACCCGGGAACAAGACGGUCUAUGUUUUCCAAGGGACUACCAUCAUCAGUAUUCAGCGGUAAACUGUUCCUCAUGAACUUUGGCCACUGGAUUUUGCGAGAAAGCACAAAAGAAACAUUCAUAAUGGAUAAAAUCCGCGCCUUUCUAGAGGCAAUUCAGGCAAUGAACCGAACGGGCGAAGGGAAAAAGAGAUUUUUAUGGUUAAACACGGUAAGCCUACCUUGGAGAGAAGACCGAGCCAUGGUAGAAUGGCUUGAAAAUCCGUCCCCGGCUCGUGUGGCGCAACUAAACAGUCUAACAGACCAGGCUGUCAAGGACAGUGGCGUUCAAAUCAUUGAUGCGUUCCAGAUUUCAAAUAGUCGCAUAGGUGCCACACACGACCAAACACAUUAUGCCAAGAGGAUGAAGAGGGGUGACUGUGGAGGAGUGGUGGAAAACGCUAUAAGUAAUGUUGUAGCUAAUUCUCUGUGUAACUAUGACAACUGGUGAGGAAAUUGUCGGUCAGGAGUGCACUCUUCUCACGAUUGAGAGAGAACUGGAGUCUGCAUGAAAUAGGAGAGAGGAGCUUCGUGAUUACGAACAUGAAAUCACUUGGGAGUGACACAAUGAUCCUCAAGUCCUCUCAUCCUUUAAAAAAUACUCCAAAGAAAAAAAGAAAUUAUUAAAUAAACACACGAAAGCUAUCCAAAGCUUUCUAACUCAACUUUUAUGAAACUAAAAUAUAGUUGUAAAUGAUGCAUAAUGUCGAACGUAAAGCUUUUGGAUAAUUAUUAUGUAAGUGAAAAUGAUACACGUUAAGCGUGGUAAUUUAAUUGAAGAUGACGUAUUAAUUGAAUGACACAGGCAUAGUCGGAGAGAAGAAGAAAACUGGAAGUGCUCCCAAUUGGAUUCGAGCUUGAAAUCUUCCGAUUAGAACUUCUCCCCUUUCUCUACCGCUGAGCCAUAGGAGAGUCGCUAUAGGCUGAAUGGUAAUUUUAAGUGAAAAUGAUGUAUUCAGAAGAUGAUACAGGCAUAGUGGGAGAAAAUAAAGGAACUUCGAUUGCUCCCAAUAGGGUUCCCAACCUACGACCCUCUGAUGAGUACUUCCAAUGCUCUACGGCUGAGUUAUAGGAGACUCCUAGCAAGCUACAUGGUAAAUGUUAAGCUUGGCAAUUUGAGUAAAAUAUGAUGUAUUUAGUGAAUGACACGGGCAGGGUUUGAGAUAAAGAGGUAGCGAGAGUGCUCCCAAUAGGAAUCGACACUACGAACUCCCGAUCAGUAGUUCGGAUGCUCUACCACUGCGCGGUAGGGGACCUGUGGGAAGAUAGGCCUUGAAAUAGAUCCAUGAUGACAAACGUUCAGAAUACUGCUAGAAUGGGAAUGGCAAAGGUGCUGCUUAUGCCCAAUAAUGAUGUAAAUGAUGAUAGCAAAUUUAAGCUUGGUUAUUGAAGUAAAAGAUGAUGUAUUGUAUGAUUCAUUUGACACAUUUGUUUUAUUUUAUAUAAAACUCAGUAAA